GGAGGACCAUCAAACGAGGCUGAGGUCCUUCCCUUCUCGAUUUGAUCCCACCAUUUUCCUCCUCUGCCUCCUCUGUCCUCCACGUCCACCAUAUACACUGUACACAUACGUGUAUAUAAAUAUAUAUAUAUAUAUGUCUAUUCUGAAACACCCUAUCUCUCCCUCUCUCUCUCUGAACUUUCAAUUUUAAUUGCAUCCCACUUGUCUCCUCCCAUCAAGUUUUUACUAUUCACAUUCUGAAACUUUCACUCCCUGCAAAAAUCUGAUCUUGUUUUUUUUCAACUUGUUCAUAUAAUCAUUUUCCAAUCCUCUUCUGAGAAAUGGGCAGCUCUCAAAAUUUCAUCUUUUGCCACAGACAUAGAAUUCUUUGCGUUUCCAUCCUGUUCUUGGUUUCGAGCUCGACCCAUCUGAUAUUUAUGGCUGAAGGUGGUAGAACAAUUUCAGGCAAGCUUACUGAGGCUGCUCAGGCGAGAGUUCUAGAGGAAAAUAGAGCAGGAAUGGCGGUCAACGCACGUCAAAUAGGAUCAGCGCCGCCGAGGUGCGAGCGGAUUUGCAGCGCUUGCGGGCGUUGCGUGGCGGUUCAGGUUCCAGUUGCUCCUCAAGACAAUAAAAUGAGAAGCCAUGGCGGCAGCUCCUCUACUUCUCCCAAGAAUGUAGCUUACUCCAGAGGAGAUGACAUUACGAAUUAUAAGCCAAUGAGCUGGAAAUGCAAGUGUGGGAAUUUGCUCUUCAAUCCUUGAAUAUUUUGAUCAAUUUUCCCAUUAUUUUGUAAUUACUAAUUAAAAAAAAAAAUGAAACGAAAGCUCUUAUUUGUACACUCUGUCGUUCUCAAUGUUUUUUUUAAUUUUAUUGUAUUUUGGUAUUUUUGGUAUGAAUGUGGUACGUGCAGCAGUAACAGUUGUUUAUUUUUGCCCUUUUUG
Pyrus x bretschneideri (Chinese white pear) is the source of this 920-nucleotide messenger RNA. Its product is annotated as EPIDERMAL PATTERNING FACTOR-like protein 2. NCBI's taxonomy places the organism in Eukaryota, Viridiplantae, Streptophyta, Magnoliopsida, Rosales, Rosaceae. Gene Ontology annotation, biological process: stomatal complex development; guard cell differentiation. The transcript is spliced from 2 exons. The record is from RefSeq and is a predicted model, not a curated record. The coding region runs from base 321 to 740 and encodes 139 amino acids.